AUGAAACUAUCGAUGAUCACCAACCAGACGAAUUCGACGGCGAAUGAGGAGUCGAGAAAGGGGCAGGAUGACUAUCGCCGAUACGGUGGAAGCUAUUUGGACGAAGUGAAUUACGAGGACGGCAUGGAGCGAGAUCCAUCACGACUGAAACGAGUAAGACUAAAUGAGGAGGAGCGCAAGGGUGAUGAGGAGGAAGGUCAGGAUGGCCAGGCUGGGAUGGAUCUUAGGAGCCAGUCUUGGUCUAAGUUGCAGGUACUACUCCUCAAUCAAGACAAGCCAAUCGGCCGAUCGACGAUUAUUAACGAGAUGGACGAGCCAGAGCUAGAGCUAGAGGGAGAAAGCCCUUCGAAUAGUUUCCACUCUUCUUCCUCUUCCACCCUCACCCAGUCUCAGCAUUCUUCCCCUCUCCAACCAACAACACCCGACCAGAGUCAACCUUUCCUUCCCUCUUGGGCAACCGAGCCGAGUGGAUGGUCGAAACAACGCGUGACGGAUGAAAUGGAACUAUUGUCGGUGAUUGAGAAACAGGCCGAGACAUACUCGAGCGGACCGGAAAGCGAAGCCCUUCUGACACCCGGCGCCCAAUCCCAGCCCACCGCAUGGAUCAAUCACCACCAUCCUCCUCGUCAACAUCAUAGCCUUAGAGUGCUCCAGCCUCCCGAACUGAUCGUACCUUCGUUCCCUAGUCAGCCCGUGGCCAAUCUACCCUCUCCAGCCAUCCCUGCUAUCCCUCAAGAAAAACCAUAUAAAUGUAGCUUGUGUCCCAAGAGCUUCACCCGGAAUUAUGAUUUAACCCGACAUAAAUCAUCGCAUAUCGAUCAAAGACAACAUCGUUGUUCGAAAUGUGGAAGAUCAUUCAACCGAAGAGACGCACUCAUUCGGCAUACUCUGGUCAAAAGCUGCGGAAACAACCCAUAA
This is a messenger RNA of Puccinia graminis f. sp. tritici CRL 75-36-700-3, 918 nucleotides long. RefSeq lists its product as uncharacterized. Lineage: Eukaryota; Fungi; Basidiomycota; Pucciniomycetes; Pucciniales; Pucciniaceae. Gene Ontology annotation, cellular component: nucleus. The coding region runs from base 1 to 918 and encodes 305 amino acids. The record is from RefSeq and is a predicted model, not a curated record. Gene Ontology annotation, molecular function: RNA polymerase II cis-regulatory region sequence-specific DNA binding; DNA-binding transcription activator activity, RNA polymerase II-specific. The transcript is spliced from 3 exons. Gene Ontology annotation, biological process: regulation of transcription by RNA polymerase II.